GGGUUUAGCGUCUCUGCCUUCUGACCGAUGUCGUCAGGCUUAAUGUAUCUGGUACCUAUCCCACCGACGUCACUUUGUUGUAUACUAUUUCUUUCAUCUUUUUGAGAGUAUCAUGACAAAUCGGGUCAUAGGUUACGAAAUUGUUGUAUGCACAGGGCCGAUUAAUACCCCUAGAUCUCGUUCAAGUUCGCCUCCUUAGAGAUCGAGCUGCUUUAUUUAACCGAUACCCUUCGUAUCUUUCAAAAUGAGUUUCCUUCGGGGUAUACAGAGGACUGUUACCUCUUCAUCACGACUCGCUGUGAGAUCCAAUUUUCAAAGAACCAGCCUGCCACUCGUCAUGACGCGAUUAGCAUCUAGUAGAGCACCAAAGCUCAACGACCCCUCACUCUUCAAAACCGAUGUUUGUUAUGUGAAUGGAGAAUGGGUUAAGGCCGCAUCGGGAAAAACCUUUGAGGUAUUUGAUCCUGCUACGGGUGAGCUCGUCGGCACCUCUCCCGAGUUCACCGGUAAGGAUACCGAAACAGCUAUCGCCGCAGCUGCAGCGGCAUUUCCUAGCUUCCGGACAAAGACAGGUCGGGAAAAGGCGAGACUACUCCGCAAAUGGUACGAUUUGAUGGUCGAAAAUGCAGACGACCUCGCUAAGUUGAUAACAUGGGAAAAUGGCAAGCCACUUGCGGAUGCGAAGGGGGAGGUAACCUACGCUGCAAGCUUCUUCGAGUGGUUUAGCGAGGAGGCACCAAGAACAUACGGCGACUCGAUACCAGCUACGGUGCCAGGUAACAGGGUUCUAACUAUUAAGCAACCUGUCGGUGUUUGUGGUCUAAUUACGCCGUGGAACUUCCCUGCUGCGAUGGUUACACGAAAGUUGGGUCCCGCUUUGGCAGCUGGCUGCACAGUUGUUGUCAAGACGCCGGGGGAGACACCUUUUACCGCUUUAGCCUUGGCCGAAUUGGCGCAUAGGGCUGGAAUACCGAAAGGUGUUGUUAACUUUGUGACGACCUUGGCGAAUACGCCUGAAGUUGGGGAGACGCUGGCGACUCACCCCGUCGUACGGAAAGUGUCUUUUACAGGAUCGACCAAUGUGGGAAGACUUCUCAUGAAACAAGCCUCUCCAACAUUGAAGGUUUUGUCGAUGGAACUUGGUGGCAAUGCACCGUUUAUCGCAUUUGAUGACGCAGAUGUGGAUGCAGCUGUUGCAGGCGCGGUCGCCUCUAAAUUCCGCUCAUCCGGACAAACAUGCGUGUGCGCCAAUAGGAUAUACGUGCAAGAGGGUAUCUACGACGAAUUUGCGAAGAAGUUCGCCGAAAAGGUCAAGGCCUUCAAGGUAGGUAAUGGGUUUGAUGAAGGCAUUACACAUGGACCCUUGAUCCAUGACCGGGCCAUUUCUAAAGUUGCUGCCCAUAUCAAAGAUGCUGAGAAGAAGGGUGCUAAGGUGGUUCUUGGUGGACAGAAGUUGCCGGACCUGGGAUCUAACUUCUAUCAACCUACUGUUAUCACGGGUAUGACGAAGGACAUGGCCAUUGCGUGCGAAGAGACCUUUGGACCUGUAGCUGGAUUGUUCCCAUUCAAAACGGAACAAGAAGUUGUGGAUCUAGCAAAUACUGCUGAAGUUGGUCUGGCAGGUUACUUCUUCUCGCGAGACCUGGAGCGAAUUACUAGAGUAGCCGAGGCUCUGGAAGUCGGUAUGGUGGGCAUCAACACCGGCAUAAUCUCCGAUACUGCUUCACCUUUCGGAGGUGUGAAGCAAUCUGGAUUCGGCAGAGAAGGAUCUAAGUAUGGUAUUGAGGAGUACUUGAAUAUCAAGACGAUAACAUGGGGAGGCAUGAACAAGCCAUUGCAAAGCUAGGUGAUGUUUAACUACAUGAUUAAUAAGGCCGGCGUUUCAUGUCAUUAAAAAGGGAUCUUAGAUGACUUUAUGAAUUUGAAUCAUUGAAGAAAUAAAAUGAAGCUCGCUGUCAUGGAAAUUAUAAAUGUCUCUAAAGGGACUUAUGCUUGUAUCCAUGAUAUAACUAUAUUUGACUAGCGUAUACAAUUCAACAAACCG
Hypoxylon trugodes is the source of this 2044-nucleotide messenger RNA. Its product is annotated as Aldehyde/histidinol dehydrogenase. Gene Ontology annotation, molecular function: succinate-semialdehyde dehydrogenase (NAD+) activity. NCBI's taxonomy places the organism in Eukaryota, Fungi, Ascomycota, Sordariomycetes, Xylariales, Hypoxylaceae. The transcript has 2 exons. Bases 245 to 1846 code for a protein of 533 amino acids. The record is from RefSeq and is a predicted model, not a curated record. Gene Ontology annotation, biological process: GABA catabolic process.